Molecule: messenger RNA, 668 nt
Organism: Salvia hispanica
Lineage: Eukaryota; Viridiplantae; Streptophyta; Magnoliopsida; Lamiales; Lamiaceae
Source: RefSeq, a predicted model, not a curated record
UUCCACUCUCACAGUCUCCACCGCCCAUCGCCGUCGUCUAAAACCCCCAAAAAUAAAAAGAUGUCCUCCUCUGAUAUGAUCCUCACCAAAUUCUCCGGCGAAUACGACGCUUACCACCUCGCAUCCCCUCCUCCCGCCGACAAUUCGACGAAGAGAGGCGGCGCCGUCGCCCGGACCUCGCUCAAGGACCGCCACACGAAGGUCAACGGCCGCGGCCGCCGCGUCAGGAUCCCGGCGCUGAGCGCGGCCCGCAUUUUCCAGCUGACGCGCGAGCUCGGCCACCGCUCCGACGGCGAGACGAUCGAGUGGCUCCUCCGCCACGCCGAGCCGUCGAUCAUCGCCGCCACCGGCUCCGGCACCGUGCCCGCGGAGUCCGUCUCCAGCUCCUCCCGCGCCCUCCCCCCGUCCCGCCCCUCCGCCACCCUCCAGAUGCCCCUCCACCAGGUCACUCUCGCCGCGCAGCCAUCGCCGUUGGAGUUCCCGAUGAUUGGCUUCCGCCACAUGCCGUUCAUGGCAUUGCUGCUGCAGCCCUCCGACGACGUCGACGCCUUGGCCGGAGAUACUCACUAGAUUUUGUACAAUCAAUUUCAUUUUAUCCACCUACUACAUCUAAUUAAUUAAAUUAACCCCUCCUAUAAUUAAUUCUGUUUUUAUCAGUCUCCUUUAUU